Messenger RNA from Batrachochytrium dendrobatidis JAM81, 582 nucleotides. RefSeq lists its product as uncharacterized. Gene Ontology annotation, cellular component: mitochondrion; ribosome. Lineage: Eukaryota; Fungi; Chytridiomycota; Chytridiomycetes; Rhizophydiales. Gene Ontology annotation, biological process: translation. The transcript has 4 exons. Bases 1 to 582 code for a protein of 193 amino acids. Gene Ontology annotation, molecular function: structural constituent of ribosome; RNA binding. The record is from RefSeq and is a predicted model, not a curated record.
AUGCCUCCAAAGUUUCGUGGUGCCAACUUUCUUAAACCAAAACAACCCAACAUCCAUCCUCGCAAUCAGCUUAAAGAAUGGCAUCUUUUUAAAGGCGAUAUGGUUCAGAUUGUAGGUGGUGAGAAGGAUGUCGGUAAACAGGGCAAGGUUCUGGAAGUCAUCAAGCAGUUGAAUAGUGUUAUUGUGGAGGACUGCAAAUUGGGAGUCAAGCAUGUCAAACCCAAUCCAUUCUAUCCAAAGGGUGGUCGUAUCCACAAGGAAAUGCCAAUUCAUUAUACUCAAGUUCAGCUGGUAGACCCAACUAUUUCGAGACCCACAGAGACCAAGUUAUUUUGGGAAUACGAUCAUUUAAAACAUCGCAAAGUACAGCGACGACUGUCUCUGGCAACAGACACGGUCAUUCCAGUACCAGAACCAGAAAAUCCCUUUAAAAAGCUAGAAGAAGGUGCGCUUGAUACCAAACCUGCAAUUGUAUCCCAGGUGACUUGGACUCCUGAUAUUACUCAAUGUCCUUUUCCUCCUCCAUUCAUGAAUGAGCUAGAAAGAAUGCGUCGAAAAAACAGAGAGGCCCAGGCUUUAUAA